Messenger RNA from Danaus chrysippus (African queen), 279 nucleotides. The record is from the annotation of a GenBank genome assembly. NCBI's taxonomy places the organism in Eukaryota, Metazoa, Arthropoda, Insecta, Lepidoptera, Nymphalidae.
AUGCUGUAUGGACCACCACAAAUGUGUUGUCCACCGGCCAACGGUGUGAGCACGAUGGGAACCCUUCAGACCCGUCUUGGUGCAUAUACUUCCGGAAUCGUAUCGUGGCCCGCUCACAGCCAUACCUUUCGACUUUUUUACGUCUCUCUUAGGAAGGAGAGGUUCUUUUUGGGUACCGUAGAGGCAAGUUCCUUAGACUUCCCCAUCUCGCUCCAGCAAAGAAAUUGCUAUCGAACCCUGGCCUCUAGGUCCCAGAUCGAUGAUCCCGCCAGAAAAUAG